Trichomonas vaginalis G3 is the source of this 411-nucleotide messenger RNA. Its product is annotated as ribonuclease inhibitor domain-containing protein. Bases 1 to 411 code for a protein of 136 amino acids. The transcript has a single exon. Lineage: Eukaryota; Parabasalia; Trichomonadida; Trichomonadidae. The record is from RefSeq and is a predicted model, not a curated record.
AUGUACAUCUACCCACCUGCAAGUCCUAAAUCAUUUGUUUCACUUUCCGACAAAGUCAGCAACAUCGAGAACGGUGCAUUCAUCUCAUGCAGUCACUUAACAUCUAUCCUUAUUCCAGACAACUCAGUUGUUAACAUCGGUCACAGUGCAUUCAUGGGCUGCACCCAUCUUCGUCAUCUCACCAUUCCUCUUUGUGUUCAAAGCAUUGGCGAGAAUGCAUUUUCAGGUUGUGACUCACUUGUUUGUGUUGAAUUUGAGAACAAAAGUUCAACAUUCAAAACACUUCUUGUUUCACGCGGCACGAAACCCAAAUGUCUCAUUCCAUGUGGUUUGAUCACAUGCAAUGCACACUUUAAUUUCUUUUCUAACAGUAUUUCUAUUUUAUCUCUUUCUGUAUUUAUUUUGAUAUGA